AUGCCCGUAAACGAACCUAAUCACGUGACCCUUGAGAAGAUGCUUAUGGUUCGGGAAAGCAGUGUACUUUGCCCACCCCAAAAGUCCUCUUCGCUGGUAAUGUCACGCGAUAAGGUAAAUCUCACGGCUAAAAAUUUCUCGCGCAGCACCUCCAAAAUGUCCUACGAGGACUCUACGAAUCGUCUUCUUUUGCGAGCAAAACGUCUUGUGCCCAGUCACGUAGAAGCCCACGUGACUGCUGGAAUAAUCGGGCCAAGCGAUUGGCUGUGCUGCGGCGCGCAAAUCAAAUCCACGAAGGCAGUGCGUUGGCUCAGCGAGUGCGCGCGCGAUUUGAACAGGCAAAUUUGCGCGCACACAGCAUCAGGCAGGAUGGCGGGUUUAAGCUACUACCUGCCAACAACACCAUCAGCGUGGACUAGGUCAAGACGAUCACAGACUUCCCGUCUGGGCGACGAUCACGCGCAUUACUCAUCCACAAACCACAGUAUGUACAGCCAGAUUGCUCGAAUCAACGAUCACCUCUACCUCAGCGGUCUCCAGGCCCUGUCGCCGAAACGGCUGAUCCACCUCGGAGUGACACAGUUGAUCUCCGUGAUGAUGGAUCCAGUGCCGGAAGAUAUCCUCUCCACGGUGAACUCACACGUUCAAAUAUCGGUUGAGGACGCGGAGUACUCCAACCUGAGAGUUCACUUCGACGCUGUGGGCGAGAGAAUUGCAAGAGAAGCACGUCACGGUGGUCGCACUCUGGUCCACUGCAUGGCUGGCAUUUCGCGGUCGGCAACUAUCGUCCUCGCGUACCUCAUCAAACACCAGAAGAUGAGUCUGGCUGACGCCUACCACCACGUUCGUGGCAUCCGACCGUGCAUUCAACCGAACCUCGGAUUCUGGCGUCAGCUGAUCGCUUACGAGGAGGCGAAGCGAGGCAGCCGAUCCAUGCGAAUCGUGCACGAGGUGACAUCCAACGCCGCCAUACUGCCUUCAACGUCAAGGGGUGCUUUGUGGAACCACUUGGCACUGACGCCGGACAGGCCGAGGCAUCGCCAGUACUGGAGCCGAAAUCUGCGAUACUACUAA
Mesocestoides corti is the source of this 1074-nucleotide messenger RNA. The record is from the annotation of a GenBank genome assembly. Lineage: Eukaryota; Metazoa; Platyhelminthes; Cestoda; Cyclophyllidea; Mesocestoididae.